CAAAAUAUCAAUAGAAUACAUGUAAAAUAGAUUGCAGCUGGAGCAUAGUAUGCAUAAUGAGUUUUUAAAAAUUGAGACUAGGCAGUGGCACAGCUGAAAGUGAGUCGUAGGUUCUGUCACACAUUUAAUAGUCUUUGUUGUGAUGUACUGCAAGUGCAUCAUGAAAUACUCUCUCAUAUAUGGCGUGUUGUGCGUGGCUCUAAUCAAUCCGCACGCAGGUCCUUCUCAAACAACUGCCGGUGUCUCCUGUGACUUCACGUGCGUCAUUUAGGGUAAGAUGUCACUCUUUGCAUUCAAUCAGAAAUCCGAUGGUGUAAAUCAUACAUAUGUAUUAUUAAUAUGUUAAGAGAAGCUUUCCGUAGAUCCUUUUCAAAAGACCGUAAGAAAUUAAUUAGUAGUUACAUGACCCAUUCUGAUCUGCCGAAUGCAUCAAUACUUAUAUAUACCACCUUGUUGUGUACGACUUGAACCACGUUCAGGAACUGUAGUUUUCCUUGAUGAUUGGGUAGAUACGGAUAAAAAGAUUUACAAGGAUUCUUUGUGGAUUUUUCAAGGACUUGUUAUGUAUAAGAUAAUCACACUUAAAGGUUUGAUAGAGCGCCAGGUGCUCACAGCCUGAUUGAAGUAUUAGAAGCCAAGAGUCUGUCACACGCUACGGAGAGGAAGCCGUAAUUCAAGAGCAAUCCAUUAACGUUACUUCGUGACAGAUGUCUUCGGGGAAAAGUAUAUAUAUAAGUGUUGAGCAGAACAUCAGAUGGGCACAAACAGUCUUCACUAUGGCGGGGAAAGGCACCAAUAAGGUCUGGAGUACCUCACGAGUAAAAGACGCUUUAAACAUUAAAAACGCAGAACCCAGCGACGUCGAGGCGAUUUCCGAUAAAUCCAAAAGAUUAAAGAUCUUGCGGAUCCUCGGGCUUGUAGCAGUCCUAAUCUUGGGGAUGGAGAUCCAGAACAGCGUCUAUCUCCAUGAAGCGCAGACGGAAAAGGAACUUGGUGAGAAGGUGUCUGAUGAGAUCGCCCUGAGUACCCAAAAGGGGCUGAUCGCUGUGAAGGUGGCGGUGGAGAGGGGCACUACUGCAUUGUACCUGAGCUCCGGCGGCGACUCAACGGUGCACGAGCGACUCAUCAAGAUGUACGGGGAGACGGACGAGGCACUGAAUGCUCUCAAGAAGUGGCCGAAGGUGUCACGUGACGAACCGUCUCAAUUUCACAGUCGAGAAAACCUACAGAACUACAUCCGGGACAACAGGAAGGUCCUCCUGGCGAAUCAGACGACAUUCGGCCAGCAACUAGAAUUCUACACAAACAUCAACGUGUUUUUCCUGUCGCACGUUGGAGACCUGGUACGAGAGGGUGACACGAGCAUGCUGUGGACGACAGGCGUGGCCUACCACAUGUUGCUGACCAGUAAAGACUAUGUCGGGCUGGAGAGGGCGGUGGGGAGCGUCUACUUUGCUAAAGGAGGGCUAUCCAGUGAAGACGAAAAGCGGUACUAUGAGGCCAGAUUCAAAGGGCAGUCUUACCUGGAUGCGGCACGUUGGUACUAUCCAGAAAUCGUCUCUAGCUUUGACAGACUUUUCAAAAAUACAACGCUCCAACAUAACAUCAUUCGAAUGCGCGAGAAGAUACUUCAGAACAAGAAAACCGUACCUGAUGUUGAGGAAGGUUUAAAUUGGUUCGACAACAUGACUACCUACAUCAGCAUCUUCCGUACAGCGGAAAAACACAUCGCAGAAAAAAUUAUCAACAUUUCAGACUACGAAGUGCUGAAGAGCAGUACCGAAGUUACCAUCGACAUCGUAGUGCUGGUGCUGGUGUUAGUUUUCAGUCUCUUGAUCACAUCCGGAAUCUACAGGAUGGCGAACGACACGCAGUCCUUCGCUUCCCGCCUCAACGAACAGACAGAGGAGCUCAACGAAGAACGACAGAAGGCGGAACAACUCUUGUGUCAGAUCUUCCCGAAAUCCAUUGCACAGGACAUGACGAAAAACAAAGCCGUGCCGCCUAAACACUUUGACACGGCAACGAUCAUGUUCUCGGACAUCGUCGGAUUCUCCCGCAUUUCGGCCUCGCUGUCGUCCAGCCAGCUGAUUGACCUGUUGAACCGUCUCUACCACACCUUCGACUCCGUCAUUGAUCAGUAUGACGCCACCAAACUGGACGGCUCAGGAGGUGCGUACGAAGUGGUGUCCGGACUACCGACGGCGAAUGACGACCAGCACGUGAGCGAGAUCGCGUCUCUGGCGCUGCACUUCCUGUCGGCUGCCGAGGUGUUCGACCCCGUGCACGUCUCCUGUAAGAUCAAGCUCCGCAUCGGCAUCAACACAGGGCCGUGUGUGGCCGGAGUUGUGGGGUACAAGCGACCUCGGUACCAGGUGUUCGGAGACACUGUCACCACCGCCAAGGGGCUGGAGACCACCAGCGAAGGAAAUAAGAUACAGAUUUCCAGCGCGACCAAUGAAGAACUGGUGCUGACCGGUGUGUUUAGAACUGUGCCGCGGGCGGACACCCCGAAAAGCGUGAAGGGGUCAAAGACUUUUUGGCUGCUGUCAAAGGCAACGACGAAGAUGGCGAACUCUCAUAGCUCUUUUGCGGUCUCCGUAAACGGAUAGUAAACUACUGUAUCGUCAUGAGUAUAAUGAUGCGACAUACAUGUCAGAGGAUACAUACUGCAUAAACAUGUUGAGAGCAUAUGAGGACUAGAUGUAAUGCAAGGAGUACUUGUUUAUCUGGGUCUAACUCAGUUGUCCUGUGUAAGCCCUUAAAAGAGUCUAUCAUCCAGGCUAAGAUGUUAUUGGCGGUUGCGUGGUUCUUGCUGUUAUGUCUGAGGGAAACGACUACCGCCUCUUUGGCGUUAGAUUGAUGUAAAGUAUACUGUAGUGGCUUAUACUGGAAUGUUUGAGCUCACGUUUCUCUCCUUUGCGUCAUGUCGGUAUUGAAAGUGUAUUACCGCCGUACCUAUCAAACAAUGUUAGAAAAUAUACGACUUUCAGGAUUACAAAAUUGUUGACAAGUUCUCGGCGUUAUGAUGAUAGCAACUUUGCACGGUUUUGUUUUUUCUGCUGUUUACAACUACUACACUGUACUAAUAGAAACUCUAAUAUGAAGCAUGUAUCCGUAAUUGGCCUGGCAUCUUUCAUCAUUACAAUGAUUAAUAUCUUCUCCAGCUUUCAAGAAGUUGAGGCUCGAGGGGAUUAGGUAAACUAGCCUAAGUGCCAUCCUCGUUAGUUUUCUGUUGCUUCCAUACCGGUUCGCUCCGCUUGCAGA
This is a messenger RNA of Branchiostoma floridae (Florida lancelet), 3267 nucleotides long. RefSeq lists its product as uncharacterized. The coding region runs from base 708 to 2612 and encodes 634 amino acids. The transcript has 9 exons. Gene Ontology annotation, biological process: intracellular signal transduction; receptor guanylyl cyclase signaling pathway; cGMP biosynthetic process. Gene Ontology annotation, molecular function: peptide receptor activity; guanylate cyclase activity. The record is from RefSeq and is a predicted model, not a curated record. Lineage: Eukaryota; Metazoa; Chordata; Leptocardii; Amphioxiformes; Branchiostomatidae.